AUGCUCCAUAGAUAUCUAACCCACAGAUAUUUCAAAAGACUCUUUUCUCUCUCCUUUCCCCCUCAGCGUUCCCUGUUUUCAGCAUUUUCCAAAUUUGGGCCGCUGUACUCGGUGCGAGUGCACAGAAAUGCCGCCGUGGCGGGGCCCGGCUAUUACGCCAUCAUCAAAUUUUAUUCAGCCAGAGAUGCCAGCAGAGCCCAGGGCGCCUGCAACGGGCAAAAGCUGUUUCAGGAAUCUCCCUUGAAGGUUUGUGUUUGCACCAGGCAGAAAGGGUUUCAGCAACAAGUCCUUGCUCUCAGCAGCAACAAGUGCCAAGAGUUGGCCAACCACUACUUUGGCUUUAACGGUUGGUCCAGUCGCAUCAUCACACUGCAGAACGUGUCUGGCUUUGACGGUGAGAAUGAGGAGCUGGGCAGGACGUUACAGCAGCGAUCGGUGAAGUACCUGUGUGCUGUCGAGGUGACACUGCCCAACCACGGGGUGCGCGCCAGGGGAGUUGCCCUUGGCGAGGCAGACGUAGAGAACGGGGAAGAUCCGCUCGAGUUUGUCACAGCCAUGAGAAGAGCUCAGAAACUCGCAGCUGGGAAAGCUUUGUCUAGUGCCUUUCAGAAGAUACUCCUCGUAGUCUUAG
Molecule: messenger RNA, 631 nt
Organism: Apaloderma vittatum (bar-tailed trogon)
Lineage: Eukaryota; Metazoa; Chordata; Aves; Trogoniformes; Trogonidae
Gene: RDM1
Product: RAD52 motif containing 1
Exons: 4
Cellular component (GO): nucleolus
Molecular function (GO): RNA binding
Source: RefSeq, a predicted model, not a curated record